This is a messenger RNA of Eimeria necatrix, 1956 nucleotides long. RefSeq lists its product as hypothetical. Gene Ontology annotation, molecular function: transcription cis-regulatory region binding. Gene Ontology annotation, cellular component: nucleus. The record is from RefSeq and is a predicted model, not a curated record. Lineage: Eukaryota; Apicomplexa; Conoidasida; Eucoccidiorida; Eimeriidae. The transcript is spliced from 4 exons. Gene Ontology annotation, biological process: regulation of transcription by RNA polymerase II. The coding region runs from base 1 to 1956 and encodes 651 amino acids.
AUGUCUGAAGCGGAGCACGAGCGUUCCUCUACGUGUCUUCACUCUCUUAGCAGCAGCAGCAGCAACAGCAGCAGCAGCAGCAGCAGCUGCUGCUGCAGCUGCUGCUGCUGCAGCUCCCGAACUGCAUGCAAUCUCUCUUCCUUCAGCAAAGACGCUUCAGUGCCAUCGGGAACGCCUUUGCUGCUGGAGGAGCUGUGGGAAAUUGCUGCUGCUGCUGCUGCUGCUGCUGCUGCUGCUGCUGGCCAGCAGCAGCAGCAGCAGCAGCAGCAGCAGCAGCAGCAGACCGACGGAGAAGGAAGCACAAUUCAGCAGCAGCCGAGCAAUCAAGAGUCUCCACAGGAGGCGCAGCAGCAGCUGCAUGAGCAGCAGCAGCAGCAGCAGCAGCAGCAGCAGCUGCGGCAGCUGCUGCUGCAGCAGCAGCCUUUGCUGCAGUGCCGCGUUUGCUGCUUUUAUCUUUUUUCUUUUUGCUGCUUCGAAGUCUUUAAAGGAGAAAAUAAAAAUGAAUUUCUUCUUGCAGAUCUUUCGGAGAUGCACAGAAAGCCUGUCUUUGAGCCUUAUGGGACUUAUCAGUUUGUGGGGUCGCUGCAGCUGCUGCUGCUGCAGCAGCAGCAGCUGCAGCAAAUAGCAGCACUCAUGGACGCGUCGGCAUCGCAGCAAAUGGAGAUUGUUGCAGCAGCAACAGCAGCAACAGCAGCAACAGCAGCGGCAGCAGCUGCAGCAGCAGCAACAGCAGAAGCAACAGAACCGCCAGCAGCGGCAUCAGCAGCAGCACCAGCAGCAUCACCAGCUGCAGCCGCAGCAGACACAACAGCAGCAGCAGCAGCAGCAGCAGCAGCAGCAGCAGCAGCAGAAUCACCCAUCCGAGCGUCAGCGCCUGAAGCAGCAGCAGCUGCAGCAGCAGCAUCACCACGUGCAGCAGCAGCAACACGAACGCCAUCCCCUGCAGCAGCAGCAGGAGCAGCAGCAUCUGCAGCAGCAGCAGGAGAAUCCCCCCCUGCAGCAACAGCAGCAGCAGCAGCAGCACCCCCACCUGCAGCAGCAGCAGAAGCAUCGCCACUCGCAGCAGCAACAGGAGCAUCGCCACCCGCAGCAGCAGCAGCGUCGCCACCCGCAGCAGCAGCAGCAGCAGCAGCAGCAGCAGCAGCAGCAGCAGCAGCAGCAGCAGCACCAGCAGUUUUUGUUCCUCUUUUGAAGCCCCGUCUUUGCCGCCGCGUUGACGGCUUUGACUUCAGCAGCUACAGAAUUGCUCUGCAGCUGCUGCGGCAGCUGGAGCCCCAAACAGCACCUGCUGCUGCUGCUGCUGCUGCUGCUGCUGCAGCAGCAGCAGCAGCAGCAACAGCAGGCAGUCAGUUCGAGGAAGGCGCACAGCAGCAGCAACAGCAGCAGCAGCACCAGCUACAGCAGCAGCAGCAGCAGCAGCAGCAACAGCAGCAGCAGCAGCAGCAGCUUAUUUGGGCUUGCCAUGGCGCAGCCCCUAGGGCUUUUUGCUUCCGAAAGAAGAAGCCGCAGUCUCCCGCGUUUCAAGGGGCAGGAAACUUGGGGUGUACAUACACCUCGGAGCUUGUCUCCCAUGGGACUGCAGCAGCAGCAGCAGCAGCAGCAGCCGCAGCUGCUGCUGCUGCUGCAGCCGGUGCCUUUUCUCCUCGCUGCUGCGCUGCCUGCAACUGCAGCAGCAGCAGCAGCUCCUCGCGUCGGCCGAGCGAGGGAUACAAGAAAAGCACCAACAGCAGCAGCAGCAGCAGCAGCAGCAGCAGCAGCAGCAGCAGCAACUGCAGCAAGCUUCGGCCGAAGCAGCCGAAGCACUUACAAGGUCAUAUCUGGAGGCCUCGAGCCCUCAGCUUGCUGCUGCUGCUGCAGCAGCAGCAGCAGGAAGACCACCACCACCCGCAGCCGCAGCAGCAGCAGCAGCAGCGGCAGCAGCAGCAGCAGCAGCAGCAGCAGCAGCAGCAAAAAUGA